ACAGAAGCGCGCGCCUGUUGUUGCCUGGCAACACAAGCGUCAAGCUCGUGAAGUUUGCUGGGAAGGUUAUUAAAGUUUGAAACAACUUUGUGGACCUAAACGUCGAUUUAAAGUUUAAAUCUUACACAUGUUUGGACUCGCUCAUCUCAGGACUACUAGGAUGGCAGACGUAAGAUGUUUAAAGGGAGAAACAGGUAAUUUAAUGACAGAAUGGUCACAUCGAGGAGAGAAUAUAAAGUUCAGCGUUUGUUGUCGCUGUCAGUCGUGUGUCCUCUAUGACAAACUGCACCAGUUCACCCAGUGGAUGCAAAAUACUGACAGAGCAACCCAGAAGAGGUUUCUUACUGGUAUUCUAGUGCGGUGCCAAAAUCUUCCCAUCCUGGAAAAUCUUCAGAGGAUCUUGCAGUUUACAUCAGGGAAAGAUUUCACCUAUGCCAGGUUCAGAGCCCAGCCAAAAAAAUCUGAAGAUGGGAUUAUAAGUGCAUGGAGAGCUGAACAUGACACAGACAUGAUGGAGACUUGGGAAUGGUUUAAGAAGAGCCCAGAAUGGACCAAGUCCAAAUAUUUACUGCGGGUUUUGUCGUUGUGUGAUGCCCACCUUUUGCACAUUUUAGGAAAUCUUGUGCACAUCUUGAUUGCCUGGGAAAAACACAGAUUUCGUCGGUUCAGCAGUACUGAUGUCUGCCAUCCAGCAAAGGACAGCACAUCUCUCAUGAUUAACUGUAAUGAGCCGGAAGAGCUGGAUAUUCGGCGCAUGGGCAUCUGGAAUCCAAGAAGAAAAGACAGAGAUUCAGGGUUAGACGGCUCGGAUGACCCUGCCUUUACUAUCUUCCCCAGGUCAUCAAAGUCCCGGUCAGGGGUCUGCCGCCAUAGAGAUUUCAUUAGAAGACUCCCAGUGUAUAUUGCAAAGAAGAUUUUGAGGCUUUUGGACAAAGCCUCUCUAUACAGCUGCAGAUGUGUGUCCAGACAUUGGCAUUUUCUAUCAGAGGAGAUUUUAACAGAGAUGAAUGUGAAAAGGUUUGGAAAACAGGCCAUGAUUCUGGAGGGUAACUCCCAAUUCAAGGUCAACCCUUUUUAUGCCAAAAUGUGUGAAGUCCCAGUGCCAAUUAGUGAGGAGGAUAAGCAAUACCAGCAUGGAGAAUCUUUCCCCAAACAUAAGUCACAGCAUCAAGACUUUGAUUAUAUUUACAAAGGGAUUAAAACUAAGACGAUCCAAAUGGAAGAACGAAAUGUGUACUGUGGAGUGUAUAACGUCAAUGUCUUGCUGGAAAGAGAAGAUCCCAGCAGAGUCAUGCAUUAUGCUGGAGGUCAGUUGGUGGUGGUUGGCUCCAGGGACCGUACCGUCAGGUUGCUGGAUGUUGCUUCAUCAAAAGAGGUUUCUCCAGAGAUUAAGGGUCACGCGGGCAGCGUUAGAGCAGUUCUGGUUUGUGAAGAGAGAGAUCUGGUUAUCAGCUCAAGUUAUGACCUCAGUAUCAGAUGCUGGAACCUGAAGACAGGUGUCUGCACAAUGUUCUUUUAUGGACAUUUUGGCACUAUAAACUGCCUGGAUUUGUGUGGAGAUAGGCUGGUGUCUGGAGCCAAAGACUGUAGAGUGAAAGUGUGGAACCUGCUGACCAGGAAGUGCAUUAACAAUCUGAAAUUUAAACAUCCUAAACCAAUCACAUGUGUGAAGAUUGAUGAGAUUGUGGUGAUUAGCAGUUGUGCUGGUGGUUUGGUCAGGAUGUGGAACAUUGAAAACGCAUCACUCAUGAGGCAAAUAAAUGGCCACCGGGGGGCGGUGUUGUGUCUGUGCCUCGACCAGUGGCACAUCCUCUCUGGGGGUUCAGAUGGGUCGGUCAAAGCAUGGAGUACCAACUGUAGCUUCAAGAACAGUUUGAGGACCUUCCUGCAUCCAAAAGAAGUGUUGACAGUGUCUUUCCUGUUUCUGCGCGUAAUUACCGGCUGCAUGGAUGGAAAGAUCCGGAUCUUCAACUUUCUAAAUGGGGACUGUCUGAGAGUCAUCAAGACAAAUGUGCAGCAGAGCCCAAUCCUCUCUCUGCACACACACCACAACAUUGUAAUGGUGAACACCAGAGACAAUGUACUGAUGCUAGAGUUUGCAGAAGUUCAGUGGGACUAUUCUGCUUCUGCUGUAAAGGAUUGGUCCAAUCAGUCCCUCAGUGGGCUUCAGAGCGUAGACCAGAUGUCUCGGGUGGGCUCGGGAUCUUGCCCCAAAAGCCAUCAUAGGAUUAGGCAGCAUGCACGAGAUGCUCAAAAGUCCACAAGGGCGGCGACAUGGCGUAAGCUCCAGGUUUAUCGACAAAACAGGGCCUUCAUCGAUCCACAGUUUGAGAGCCGAUCUGAUCUCUCAACACUCAGGCCUGUUAGUGGAUGCAGAAUAGACUUAAAAAGUAAAGUCACCUGCACAUCACCACCUUGGAGUACCAUCACCAGUUUGGAUAAGGAAACUUAUGACACCAACAGCUUGCUGCUCAGCCAAAGUGAGAAAUCGUUCAUAGAAAGAGUGAAAAAGCGUGGCCCUCACCAUCCUGUGACCAUUGACUCAAUUCUACUAAGAGUCAACAGCUCCCAGCAGGGCCAAUGCAGUGACCUUGCCAGGUCUAAUAUGGAGCUGAAUGCCAGAGUACGAGAUGCCUGGGGUCCGGUUUCAUCCAGAGAGACUCAGCAUAAAGACUCUGCCUCCCUAAUCUCCAAAAGCACAACAUCUCAUCCAUCAUCUCGCAAGCUACCCACUGAAACCACCUUCAAAAAAUCAGCUAAACUUGGCGCCCCAUCCACCACCCGCAACCAUGUGGACCUCAACCCUCAGCGCCUGCUAAAGUCCAGACAAACCUCCGGCUGCCACGUUCUUCCUCAGCUGGAGACGGAGAGCACCAAAGGAUCCCCACCCAAACACUCUCAAAGACCAUUGAAAGUGGCUUGUGCAGGGAUAAACAAAAUUGCCCCACCGAGCACAACAUCCCGGGAAGCAGAGUCCUGCAACGGGUCGGGUACCCGCGGGUACCCGUGGGUACCCGCAUAA
Misgurnus anguillicaudatus (oriental weatherfish) is the source of this 3022-nucleotide messenger RNA. RefSeq names its product F-box and WD repeat domain containing 10 (gene fbxw10). NCBI's taxonomy places the organism in Eukaryota, Metazoa, Chordata, Actinopteri, Cypriniformes, Cobitidae. Gene Ontology annotation, molecular function: protein binding. The record is from RefSeq and is a predicted model, not a curated record.